Messenger RNA from Brassica rapa (field mustard), 1218 nucleotides. Its product is annotated as ferredoxin--NADP reductase, leaf isozyme 1, chloroplastic. The record is from RefSeq and is a predicted model, not a curated record. Lineage: Eukaryota; Viridiplantae; Streptophyta; Magnoliopsida; Brassicales; Brassicaceae. Gene Ontology annotation, molecular function: oxidoreductase activity.
UGCAGACGAUAUUUGAUGAUUGUUUGAGCCCUUUUUUGAAGAUAUGGCAUGAAUCAAUGACUACAUGUGAAAGUAGAUAAGUCCAUGAGGAUCAUUAUAAAUCUGAUAUUUGAUCACUGGUGUGUGAACCUGUUUUUUAGAUGGGUGGAUAUGUAGACAAUUAGGAGAAAUGAUAAAGCUAGUUAUAUCCCUUCUUCCAUUAUUGAUCAAACAUGGCUGCUGCUGCUAUAGGUGCUGCAGUCUCAUUUCCAUCAUCAAAGUCGUCGUUGUCUCUCCCCACAAAAACAUCCUUCGUUGGAUUUUCCUCAACAACGAGAGCACACGGGAGGCGUGUAGUUAUGGGGGAAGAGUGAAGGCUCAGGUGACAACAGAGGUGCCAGUGAAAGUAGUCAAGGAGUCAAAGAAACAGGAAGAAGGAAUAGUUGUCAACAAAUUCAAACCAAAGGACCCUUACACUGGUCGAUGCCUCUUGAACACCAGGAUCACUGGCGAUGAUGCUCCCGGUGAGACCUGGCACAUUGUCUUCACCACCCAAGGUGAGGUUCCAUACAGAGAAGGGCAAUCGAUAGGAGUGAUUCCAGAAGGAAUUGACAAGAACGGGAAGCCCCACAAGCUGAGGUUAUACUCUAUAGCCAGCAGUGCCAUUGGUGACUUUGGAGACUCCAAAACCGUGAGAGCUUUUCCCCCUCUGACUAGCGACUUGAAGCCGGGUGAUGAGGCAAAGAUCACUGGACCAGUUGGAAAGGAAAUGCUUAUGCCUAAAGACCCAAAUGCCACCAUCAUCAUGCUUGCAACAGGAACUGGAAUAGCUCCAUUUAGAUCAUUUUUGUGGAAAAUGUUCUUUGAGGAGCACGAGGACUACAAGUUCAAUGGUUUGGCGUGGCUCUUCUUGGGUGUACCCACAAGCAGCUCACUGCUCUACAAGGAGGAGUUUGAGAAGAUGAAGGAGAAGAAUCCGGAAAACUUCAGGCUGGACUUUGCGGUGAGCAGGGAGCAGACUAACGACAAGGGAGAGAAAAUGUACAUACAGACAAGAAUGGCAGAGUAUGCACAAGAGCUGUGGGAGUUGCUGAAGAAAGACAACACAUUUGUUUACAUGUGUGGCCUCAAGGGUAUGGAGAAAGGGAUCGAUUGGUUAGAGUACAAGAAGCAAUUGAAGAGGAGUGAGCAGUGGAAUGUGGAAGUUUACUAAGCAGAGCUUGUGAGGGGUUUUAUUAU